UGUCGUGCAGAGCACCGUCGACAAGAUGCCUACCCGUUUCUCGAAGACCAGGAAAGCCCGCGGUCAUGUCUCCGCCGGUUACGGUCGUAUUGGAAAGCACCGUAAGCAUCCCGGUGGUCGCGGUAUGGCCGGUGGUCAGCACCACCACCGCACCAACCUCGACAAGUACCACCCCGGUUACUUCGGUAAGGUCGGUAUGAGGUACUUCCACAAGACCAACCAGCAGUUCUGGAAGCCCACGAUCAACCUCGACAAGCUGUGGACCCUUGUUCCCGCCGAGAAGCGUGAGGCCUACCUGAGCGGCCAGAAGACCGACACCGCCCCCGUUAUCGACCUCCUUCCCCUGGGUUACUCCAAGGUCCUCGGCAAGGGCCGUAUCCCCGAAGUCCCCGUCGUCGUUCGUGCCAGAUACUUCAGCCGGGAUGCCGAGAAGAAGAUCAAGGAGGCUGGUGGUAUCGUUGAGCUGGUGGCUUAGAUGGAAUGACAACGGAAGGACCAGGUAUUGGGCGGGUGCUGCACUGACCAUGGUCAGUGUAAUAGAGGAUCAAUCUCAUCAGGAAGGGAUUUGACAACUCGACAAUGGGAGCCGCGGAUCGAAACGCAUUGGUCCGUGUAUUUACAAAAUAAAAGGGUCUUUGUUUGCGAUGAGCAUGUUAUGGCCUCCAGACGCCCUUACGAUUUCACUCUAUUAAACAAAAUACCAUCAGUGACGUUUUGACUUUUCCGACACUUCGCCUCACUCAAUUCUAUACGUCAUGCCUUCGCGUGUCAAAUCUUUGCGUGCUGAACAUGUGCCCUUGCCAGUAAAUCUUCUCGCACUGAUGUUGGAGCCAGUCCGUAAACGUGCCCCGUAUUGGUCGAAAUGUUUCACACUCGCCAAUAUCACCGAUAGUGUUGGACAAUUUAGCGUCACCUUUCUGUCGUUCUUGUGGAGUACGUAGUGUUAGGAUAGUG
This is a messenger RNA of Aspergillus steynii IBT 23096, 954 nucleotides long. Its product is annotated as 60S ribosomal protein uL15. The record is from RefSeq and is a predicted model, not a curated record. Gene Ontology annotation, molecular function: structural constituent of ribosome. The transcript has 3 exons. The coding region runs from base 26 to 475 and encodes 149 amino acids. Gene Ontology annotation, cellular component: cytosolic large ribosomal subunit; ribosome. Gene Ontology annotation, biological process: translation. NCBI's taxonomy places the organism in Eukaryota, Fungi, Ascomycota, Eurotiomycetes, Eurotiales, Aspergillaceae.